Mercenaria mercenaria is the source of this 2702-nucleotide messenger RNA. RefSeq lists its product as uncharacterized. The record is from RefSeq and is a predicted model, not a curated record. The transcript is spliced from 7 exons. Bases 1467 to 2702 code for a protein of 411 amino acids. Gene Ontology annotation, molecular function: protein binding. NCBI's taxonomy places the organism in Eukaryota, Metazoa, Mollusca, Bivalvia, Venerida, Veneridae.
AACAAGUACUUUAUAAGGUAAUUACAUCUUCAGUAUAACGGAUGCAGUUACUUAAGUAAAUUGAGUAGGGAGUUACUCCAAGUCUUGAAAAAGAAAUGGAUAUACUAUGGCAAAUGUAGAAUUGCUUGACAGUGCUGCUAAAUUGGAUUUCAUGGAAAUCUCGUGGAAAUCCUGUCAAUCGAUUUCCUGUAGAAAAAUCACUAGAGAGCCAUAGUAGGUGGGUGGAUGAUUGUUAACAUGUUAACUCGAUACGGAUAAUUGUACCUUUUUAUAGAUCUCCGUUGCAAACUCUGGAUCAGGAUUAUUUAACGUAGCUUUGCAGAAUUUGUAUAUUGGGUCAUUAUUCAGUUCACCAAAAACUGCUUGAUUUUGAAUUGAAAGAGAAACUGUUAUAGCGCUGCAAAGAUUGAUAUUGUAUAUCAUAACAAAACUUUUAAGGGCUCACGUAUUUGACUCUAGAUAUAUUUGUGUAACAUUUGAUAUUCUAAAGGAACCAGUGAUAGAAUGUGGCGGUGAUUUUGUGAAACUACGGGUUUGGAUAUUCUUGAACUAAUAGCCAUACUUACAGAAUUUGUCGCUUGGUGUUUUGUUUUAAUGCAUUUAUGUAGACGUUAAAGAAACGGACUCUCAAACCAUUACAUAUAUAAAGGAUUUUACUAUGUCACAUCCAUUUGACCCGGAAUUUUAAACGGAUUUAUAAACAUAAAGAAAUAAAAGUGAACAAUUGCCUGCAAAAACAGUUUAUCCGUUGUAACAAAAACUUGAAUACGUUUUGUUAUUUUCAAAAUUUCGUUUGUUUCAUUUUGGUAAUAUAUUUAUCUAAUAUCAAAUAUAUAUAUAUAUCGAUCGAGCAUUUAAAUAACGUUAAAUGUUCCAUAUAGCCGUUGACAUUAUAUCUUCAAAAAAAAAGAACAAUCUAACUGCCAGGAUAUUCCACAGAACUGAAAUCAAAGGAGACAGAACAACUCUUCAAUUAAUAAGUGUGAGAAUAAACCGCCAAUAAUAGCGGCAUGCGAGCGCCAUCUUAAAAUGCCAGCAGUGAACAUUACAAAUAAAAGUGAGCACGUGUCAAUUUCCAUACAGGAUUUAUUUACCCGACGGGGUUAUCGCUUCAAUAUUUAUUACCGACUGUUCCGUUUUAAGCGACAUAGCCUGUAAUAAAUCAUUUACCGAAGCGUCUAUUAUGACGUCAUCGAUAUCUUGGACAUCCCAAUAUGGUGAUCAUAUUCUCGUAUAACAAAUUCAGUCAUAGCAGCUGAAUUAUCCGCAUUACUUCGGAUUUAAUCACCACAGCAACAGAGAUGAAAGAAGUGCCUACAAUAUACCAGAACAACAUCGAUACCUCACUUGUCCAUAAUGGCCUUCAACUUUGUUAGUCUAUGCUGCUAUAUUAAGUAUCAGUAUUCAAAUUAAAACAGGUGAAACAGUUACGUUAUUGUUAUAGCAACCAAUCUAUAGUCAAUGUGAUGUCAGUCUAUGAGGCUGAGGCAAUGGCAAUGGCAGUAAGAUAUAACAAGGGAGGUAAAAAGAACGGCUACCUCCCAGAUGGAUUUGAAAAACCUCCUGAUUGGGAGAAUGAAUAUUCCGAAGAAGACGAGGUGUUUGUUGAAAGUCCUAGCAUAGACAAAGACAGUGCUACUAAACCUCUUAUGUAUCCGAGGGCAAGGACUAAAACAAAAAUUGGGCGUGGCCGUCUGCGCAAGUGUCGACCAAUCGUAAACGCUGUUUGUUGUUUUCUCUUCUUGGUGCUUUCUUUGGGUUCACUCAUGGGCCUUGUGGUUUAUUUUGUAAAUAAACAUGAACAAAAUAAGGCCAAAUUACAUGACAAGAUUCCACAAGGUGCUUUCAAAUUUAUCAGUGAGAAAAAGAUGAGGGACUUUUCGGAUAUCAUUGGUUGUGAUCAUAUAGAAGUUGAGGAUGUUUGGACCGUCGGUAUUCCGAAACUCUUAACUGAAUCUUCUUUCCGAUUGGUUGACGUAAAUCAAGAUGGCGUCUUAGAUAUUAUCGUAGGAUUUGCAACAGGAGCUGAUGGUUACAAUAUCCCUAGCAUAGUAUGUGAUAUUUAUUUUGCUGGUACAUAUCCAUGCUUUGGUGGCCUGCUAGCGCUAGAGGGAUCCAGUGGGAAAGAACUAUGGCGGCACUAUUCAGAUCAUGAAAUAUAUGGGAUCAACUGCGGAGUAGACUUGAACAAAGAUGGCGUCAUGGACUGUCUUGCAGGGGGUCGAGCUGGGGCAUUUCAAGCGGUAAGUGGGAAAGACGGGUCACUUAUUUGGAACUUUGGAAAACAGAACGCAAAGAACGACAUUAUGAACCUGUACACCGCCCAGAUCAUUAAAGACAUCGACGGAGACGGCACGGUUGAUAUUUUAGCUAUACAUGGCGGGGAUCCACUGCAAGAUCCAGGAAGCAAGUACCGUUUAUCAGGCCGCGUUCUUUUGAUGAGCGGCAAGACAGGUAAAGUGAUCAGCUGGAAGGGCGUUCCCGACGGCCGGGAGUCGUACUACUCACCGCAAGUUUACAUGUGGUUAGAUGGCACUCAGCUGGUGCUGUUUGGCACGGGUGGGGAGACACAUGGAGGAUCUUUGUGGGUUAUAAAACUUGACGAUCUUAUAAAAGGAGACAUAGAUAAGAGACAUGUAUUUCUUACUAGUAAUAAGUUUGCAACUAAAUAUGUAUGGAUAGACAGUAAAAGAAAAGAAUAG